AUGGGGGAGACACGCGCGUUCUCGAUGCCCGUUCUCAUAUGGUCCAUUCUCUCCCCUAUCCUCAUCUCGAUCUUCGUCUUCAUGGUGCGCGUGGGCGACGAAGACAAGUUCAUCGACUGGCACCACCUUCACAACAUCUUUCGGCACAUAUCGCCCUACUACUGGACGUACAUGGGCAUCUCGGCGGCUGUGGGCCUCUCCAUCGUGGGGGCUGCAUGGGGCAUCUUCAUCACUGGCUCCAGUCUGGUGGGAGCUGCUGUGAGGACGCCCCGGAUCACGUCCAAGAAUCUGAUCAGCGUUAUCUUUUGCGAAGCGGUUGCCAUCUACGGAUUGAUUGUGGGGAUUAUCCUCGCAACCAAGGCCGAAAGUGUGUCCCCAGUUGAAGGGGCUAGAUUCUCCAAACAGAACAUGCAUGCGGCCUACGCAUUCUUCGGAGCUGGAUUGACGACGGGGUUUGCCAAUUUGGCAUGCGGCCUCUGCGUGGGUGUGAUUGGAAGCAGCGCAGCACUGUCUGAUGCCCAAAACUCAACCCUUUUUGUCAAGAUCCUUGUGAUUGAGAUCUUUGGAAGUGCAUUGGGAUUGUUUGGUGUCAUUAUUGGCAUCAUCAUGGCCACAAAUGCAGCUUUCGAUGCUGAAUGA
Ostreobium quekettii is the source of this 639-nucleotide messenger RNA. The record is from the annotation of a GenBank genome assembly. Lineage: Eukaryota; Viridiplantae; Chlorophyta; Ulvophyceae; Bryopsidales; Ostreobiaceae.